Molecule: messenger RNA, 2700 nt
Organism: Cuscuta campestris
Lineage: Eukaryota; Viridiplantae; Streptophyta; Magnoliopsida; Solanales; Convolvulaceae
Source: the annotation of a GenBank genome assembly
AGUAAACUCCUCAUCGUCUUCGCCGCUAUCGGCUCUCAGCUCAUUCUGUUCUUCGCCGUUCAUUUUCAGUGGUGAGCUGAAUGUGUAAAAUGAGUAAGAAGAAAGUGCUGGUGUUCUUGGAUAUAUGUAUCGAUGGUGAUCCAUCAGAAAAGAUGGUUUUUGAGUUGUUUACUGAUGUUGCUCCGAAGACUGCAGAAAAUUUCCGUGCACUUUGUACGGGAGAGAAAGGAACCAACCCCAGGACUGGAGCAACGUGGCACUACAAAGGAACCUUUUUCCACAAUAUUGUGAAGGGAUCUGUGGCUCAGGCUGGGGACUUGCUCAGGAAAGAUGGAAACUAUGGAGAAAGUAUAUAUGGCUCGAAGUUUCCAGGUUGAGGCUGAUUUGAUCUAAUUCUCAAGCAUGGGAGCUUCAAUGCUAUUGGACAUUUGUUUCCUCUCUUAUAAUGAUGAGUCACCAAAGCUGAAACAUGAUAGCCCUGGUCUUCUAUCUAUGGCAAUUGCUGAUCGUGAUACACGGGGUUCUCUAUUCACAAUCACUUUAAAUGAGGCUCAUCAUCUUGACAGGAAAUUUGUUGUAUUUGGCAAGCUUGUUUAUGGCCAUGAAGUCCUUAAGAAGAUUGAGAACGCGGGGAGCGAUACAGGGAAGCCAGAUGUGACAGUUAAAAUAGUAAAUUCUGGUGAAUUUCAUGGGAGCCGGCGUAAAGGAAAGCACAAAAAAUCUUCGAAAGAAAGAAGGAAGAAAAGAAGAAGAUAUGAAACCUCAGAAUCAGAUAGCUCUACGGAUUCUGAUACAGAGUCUUCUGAUUCAGAUAGUGAUUCUGAUUCAUACAUCUCCUCAUCAACUGACACCAGUUCAUCCAGUGAUGUCAAGCGCAGGAAGAGGAAGAGAUCUAAGAGAGAGAAACACAGACGUGAAAAGAGAAGGGAGAAACAUCGGGAGAAAAUGCGUAAGAAGCGUGAAAAGAAGCUAAAACGCAAACUUAAAAGUUCCUCCGACAGCCUUUCUGGAGGUGAGAGCAAAAGUAAUUCUGAAGGUGAUGCUGGUGCUGGUGGGCUGGAUGGAGAGUUUAAGAACACAGGGAUGAAACCUGAUGGAAGUCAAUCUCAUUCUGUUGAAGAUGGGCAAGCUGCAUCUGGACACCAGAAGAAAGGAGAAACUGCCGCCCCAUUUGAGAGGAAAGGUGAAGAAUUUCCAAAAGAAAAUGGUGGCCAUAAAAGCAAUGUUAUAACACAUGAUAGACCUGAUAAAAGUCCAGAAAGAAAUUCUGAUGCAGUAGACAAUAGCCCAAGCAAAUCUAGGUUUUUACUUCCAUUCUUGCACCUCUCUUAUUUUAUUGGUUCCAGUUACCUUCUCCGAGACGGGAACCCAAGUGAAAGCCCAAGGCGCAGUACCAGCAGGAGUCCAAGUAUCAGAACAAGUUCGCGCCACCUCUCGGAUCGCAGUACAAGCCCGGCAAAACGUGGAAACAGGAGCCUGACAAGAAGUGUCAGUAGAAGCCCUCCAGCUAAAAGAGGAAGUUUUGUGAGCAAGAGCCCUUCCCCGAUUAUAACAAAUCUUCGAAGGGGAAGAAACCGAAGUCCCACACCUAGAAGGCUUUCCCGCAGUCCACCAAGAACCUCCUCUAAGAAAUCAUUGAAGUCACGGAGUCGAAGUCCGGUUAGAUAUACUAGUCCUAGCAUGAGCCCUAUUAAGACUUCUCGAAGGAGCCUUAGCAGAAGUCCAGCAAGGGUUCCUUCUAGACGAGGUUCCAGUCGAAGUCCAGUCAGAGGACCUCACAGAAAGAAUCUUCGCAGCUAUUCAAGGAGCCCUCCAAGUGCAGGACGCAGGGAAAGAUCACCAAGAUCUGGUCGUGGUAGGAGCUCAUCUAGGAGUCCUUCUGUGGAUGGAUCUUCUAAGCGAAUUAGAAGGGGAAGAGGAUUCAGUGAGCAAUAUUCCUAUGUUCGUAGAUACAGGAGUCGGUCUCCUGUGAGAUCAUCAUACCGCUACGGUCGCAAUGACCGUGACAGAUAUACAAGCUAUAGGAGGUCACCUAGACGCUACAGGAGCCCAAGAGGAAGAACACCUCCUAGGUACAGAAAUGGACGAAGCAGGUCCCGUAGCGUGUCACGCAGCCCAAUACGUUACCGUGGAAGGCGUCAUAGCCGGAGUCCAGUUCGCAGCCGCUCUCCCCAGGGCAGGUACAGGCCUUCCCCGCGCGCCGAGAGACAGCGGACCAGGUCACCAUCAGGAGGAUCCAGGUCAGCUGCAUCUAGCAGGUCACCCACCCCUCCCCCUCGGCAGAGAAGCAAGGAAAGAUCCGCAUCACUCUCUGGGAGCCCCCCUGCAAAGGGCGGCGGCGGCGGCUUGGUUUCUUAUGAUGGGGAUGGUUCGCCUGACUCUAGUAGAGAUUGAUCUGAACUCAAACAACAUGAAAUGUGCCAAUCUUACAUGAAGGCUGGCUUUGCUGUCUCAGAAAAGUUGCAGUGUUUCUUGUGGUUAGAAGAAUGUGUGUGUGAACUUCUUGAUUUCUUGUGACCUGGGUUAUUUCGUUAUAUGCCGCAAUAAUUUUUUUUAAACAUGCAUUAAUGUUUGUAACAGAUGUGGCUAAACCCUGAGGUGCUUGGACGUUGUCAUAACUUUGUGUGGAGUCUUGUUGACUUUCUUCUUAAUCUUGUUUUGAAUAUUUAUAUGCUUUGUUAAGAAACUUCAGAGUUUUUU